UCUGUCCUCUUUCAGGCCCACGUGCCAGAGAGACCAUUUCGGACCCAUCUCAUUCCGCACGUUUUCGGGCAAAGACAGGCAUUUGCUACGUGAGUAGCCUAUUGUAGCGCUGUGCUUACUUCCGUUGCCAUAGGAAUGAUGGCCUCCAAGCAACAGCGCCAACUGCUGCAGGUGCUGUUUCGGAUGCUGGUUAUCCUGUACUUUUACCUCGAUGUCUUUGCUGUUACUGAACUUUUUGUUUUUGUCUACAUGCUCUUCAAAUACAUGGUGCAAACCUGUCUAAUGAAAAUUGACAGCACUUGUGCUCAGAUUAGCGCGGAUUCUGGUGCUUGGUCCCCGAAUUGACGGGUUUAAAGUUUCCCAAUGAAUAUUCAUGGAGGGAAAAAAUAACGAAUUAAUCCGUUGACUGCUCUAAUUACUUAUUGUAACGCUGUUUAGUUAUUUACUUUGUUUGACAGGAAAAUCCUCAAAUACACGUUCUCCUGAUCCUUUAUUUGUAUAGUUUUAUAAAGAAACGCACACACUUCACAAUGUACAUUAUUUCAUAGCUAAUCAAAUGGAACUAUUCAUAAGUAAAUUUUCACAUGUUUUACACGGGUAGCUCUACACACGCAAGGAUGUACGAGUUGUCCAUGCUACCAUAACAGCUGUGGUGACUUAUAAUUAAUGGAAUGGUAGACUGAAGGUUUCAUUUCAAAAGAUCGUUUUAACGAAAGCGUUUUAGAAUUCACAACUUUGGACGGCUAGGCCACAUAUAAUCAUGCAUGCCGUUAAUAAUUAUAUGAAGUGACACUGUUUCACUUUGAUACUCGCCUUCUCAAUUGUCCGAGAGGGACGCGGGGUUUAAAACCAGUUUGCGUUUAAUAUUAUUUUCAACUAUGCAACAUUUGCAGAAUUAUAUCCGUCUUUCUUUCAUGUGCCAGCUGGGCAAAACGGGGCAGUCCAUUACGCAACAAGGUGUCCCCUUACUCCAAGUAUCCCACAAUCCAACCCCAGAUUCCUUGGAAAUACGCCCAUCUUGCAGAGCUUUAGUUCGCUGAAGCCAUUGUCACCGCUGCCAGCCAUCAGCGAAAAGUCUGGGGAAGAGGACGAGUCUUUUUCGUGGUCUGAGGAAGAGGACGAGAGAUGGCGGAAGUUGUGCACAUGAUUGACAGCGAGGUGUUCCUGGCCUAUUCCACUUACGCCACCAUCGUCAUCCUCAAGAUGAUGCUCCUGUCUCUCCUGACUACUUCCUGCCAGCUCAGGAGAAAGGUGUCUGUUGAUCAUGAGGACACUGUAUUUGUGAAGAGCGAAGAUGACCAAAGGAAGGCUGUGCGUGCAGGCCCCGAUGUGGAGCGUGUCAGAAGGUGGCAUCAGAACGACCUGGAGAACAUAGUCUCCUUUGUGCUAAUCGGACUGCUGUACGCCCUGACCGGACCGGACCUCCACGUUGCACUUCUACACUUCCGGGUCUUUCUAUGCUCCCAGAUCGUCCACACCGUGGCGUAUAUGACCUCCCUGCCCCCGCCUACCCGAACCCUCGCAUUUUCAGUAGGCAUCGUUUGCACCUUGUCUAUGGUGUACAGAGUGCUCUGUACCGCAUUUUACCUCUAGGGGGCGCCAGGUUCAUCCACACAACCUAACGGAGAAAAGAGUUGAAAGGUUCUGGAAGUCUGGAAAUGAUCAGUGACAGUGUUAUAAAAGAAGUUUCUCCAGCAUGAGAGGUGCAUUUUUUGUUUUAAUGUGUUGUUAAAAGAAAUGUUUCCUUUCCAGAAAGGAAAUUAAAUUGUGCUUAAAUCAAAAAUUACCUUUUUCUUUAGAAUGUUUCUCUAAAAUUCAUGAAGACUGAGAAACAUAAAGUCCUUUGAGGUCUCCAUAGGCCAGCCAAUAGUUUUAGACUGUGGAAGGAAAUCAAGCCACAUAUUUUAAUAUACAGGGCAGAAACUCAACCAAACGUGACAAAUAUCUUCACUGCCUUAAAAAAAACCUGUAUUGCAAUCGGUCAUGGGUUUAAAUACUGAAAUUACUAUAGAUUAUUUUUCAAUAAAUAGCACUUUACAAGGGAUAUUAAUUGGUUAUUGACGUUACAUCCCAUCCUGGUCAAAUUUGUGUAAUGUGUAAAAGUUCCCAUUAACUGAAGACAAAGCAACGUUAAGAGAAAUAUUGCCACAGGCAUCAUAUAACCUGUUUGCACUGGACCUACACCAGGCUCUGUAGAGAGCCAAAUCUGAGAUGAUUGCCAGUUAAUUCAAUUAAUUAAUUUCAUUGAAUCAAAUACCAGGGAAACCCCUUUACUUUUUGUGUACAUGGAAAAAACAUCACUGUAACGUUUUAGUUGAGUUUCUUGUAAAUAAACUGAAAAAAUAUA
This is a messenger RNA of Anguilla anguilla (European eel), 2347 nucleotides long. Its product is annotated as microsomal glutathione S-transferase 1-like. Gene Ontology annotation, cellular component: mitochondrion; membrane. The transcript has 4 exons. Bases 1126 to 1593 code for a protein of 155 amino acids. Lineage: Eukaryota; Metazoa; Chordata; Actinopteri; Anguilliformes; Anguillidae. Gene Ontology annotation, molecular function: glutathione transferase activity. The record is from RefSeq and is a predicted model, not a curated record.